CAACGCUUUCUGUGGGAGUGCGUCGACAUGCAAUGCACGGCGGUGGCGGCGGGCGCUGCUGGCUCCAAUCCACCGGCAGCAUUCCUCGUUUCCCACCCAGCCCUUUCUGCGAAGCGCUCCUUUUGUUCCAUGUGCCAUGGCUCGUCUCCCUCCUCCCCGCCCCUCCUGCCCCGAUCCAAGCCGACAACCGGUUGGGGAGAGCGCGGCCAUCUCGGCCCAAGGCAUCGUGCUGCCUCUCCAAUGGCGAGAUGGGUUUGCCCAGCUGUUUUUGCCAUGUCGGCCCAGCCCACGAGGGUGGGGCUUUAUUGGGUGGCCAGGCUACGGCAAGGGCUGAUUGGCCCAGUGUGGGAAAACGACGCGCCAUCCGCAAGCGGGCUGGGGCUGGCUGGGCCAGCCGUGAGCCAGUCGCUCCAGUCUGUGGCGGCCGACAGCAAGGGAGGAGGGAAGGGGAGGGGAAAAAAGGAAAGGUCUUGCCGAUCGGUUGACGGCAGCACACCGCCGUGUCGGCCCCAGCUUUUCCCACCCAGGUGGGAGCGCGGAAACGAUGUGAUGUGGGGCUUGCCGCCCACAGCUGCUCCGCCCCCGACUGCCGCUCCCUCCCUCCCCCUGGUGACGCAGCUCCUUCCCACCCCAGGCCGGGCCCGACAUCGAGGGCGCAAUCUCGCACGCGGCGCUAGGGCCGUGGGCGUUGGGCGGUCAGGCCGAUCACGGCCCAGCGGCCAGCAGCGGCCAUGCCAAAUUGCUACGAAACGCGUCGACCGUUCCGGUUACCCCUGUCGCGCAAGAGAUCGGGCCUAUCGCGACGGACGGCGUGUGCCUGUGAGUGUGCCUGUGAGUGAGGGACGUCUGUGUGUGCACAAGACCGCACCAGCACCAGCACUAGCACCAGCACCAGCGCCAGCACCAGCCCAGCACCAGCGCCGCCUUUGGCUUGUGUGGCGCAACCACGACUACCCCUGGCUCCUUCGUCCCCGCCUCCCGCGCGUGCGCCCGUCGCGACUCGCAUACCCGCAACCGGUCAGUUAUUCUGGACGACCCCAGCGGCGGGAACCGCCUGGCCGAGUGGGCUUGCUAGGCCGGGCUGGCGUUAUUCCUUGGUGUGUCCCAGGGGUCGUGCCGCUAGAAGACGAAGAAGAUUGCAACUUUCCCGAGUUUUCUUGCUUCGGCGCGAGCGGUGCUUUACUCGAUUCGUACCAGCAAUUCCCACUUUCAAAACACACUGAACCUAAGCCCCCUGGUGCAUGUCCGGACCAAGCCAGCCUAGAACCGGUGUGUGACUCGGAAGACGCGGGGGUGGAAGGUGAUGCCAGGGUGGGCUGCAGCGAGCGCUGA
Molecule: messenger RNA, 1332 nt
Organism: Gaeumannomyces tritici R3-111a-1
Lineage: Eukaryota; Fungi; Ascomycota; Sordariomycetes; Magnaporthales; Magnaporthaceae
Exons: 2
Coding region: 28-1332 (434 amino acids)
Source: RefSeq, a predicted model, not a curated record